AGGAGCUGCUGGGGGCUGGUGGCACUGCCGGGGGCUGGUGGCUCUGGUAGGGGCUGGUGACACUGCCAGGGGUUGGUGGCAUUUCCAGGGACUGGUGGCACUGCCAGGGGCUGGUGGCACUGAUAGGGGCUGGUGGCUCUGGUAGGGGCUGGUGACACUGCCAGGGGUUGGUGGCAUUUCCAGGGACUGGUGGCACUGCCAGGGGCUGGUGGCACUGCCGGGGGCUGGUGGCACUGAUAGGGGCUGGUGGCAUUUCCGGGAGCUGGUGACACUGCCAGGAGCUGGCACUGCCAGGAGCUGGUGGCAUUUCCAGGAGCUGGCACUGCCAGGAGCUGGUGGCAUUUCCAGGAGCUGGUGGCAUUUCCAGGAGCUGGUGGCAUUUCCAGGGGCUGGUGGCAUUUCCAGGGGCUGGUGGCACUGCCAGGGGCUGGUGGCACUUCUAAGGAUCUGGUGGCACCUCCAAGGAUUCAGUGACACCCCCAGGACCCAGUGACACCUCAAGAACCCAGUGACACCUCCAGAACUCGGUGACACUGCCAGAACCCAGUGACACCUCUAAGGACCCAGUGGCACCUUCAGAACCUGGUGACACCUCCAAGGACUCAGUGACAUCUCCAGAACCCGGUGACACCUUCAGGACCUGGUGGCACCUUCAGGAGCCGGUGACACAUCCAAGGACUCAGUGACACCUCCAAGGACCUGGUGACACCUCCAGGAUCUGGUGUCACCCCCAGGACGUGGUGACACCUCCAGAACCCAGUGACACCCCAAGGACUCGGUGACACCUCCAGGACCCGGUGACAUCUCCAACAUCCAGUGACACCUCCAGGAGCUGCUGUCCCCCAGGAUCCGGUGACACCUCCAGGACCUGGUGACACCUCCAGGACCCGGUGACAUCUCCAGAAACCGGUGACAUCUCCAGCAUCCAGUGAGACCUCCAGGACCCAGUGACACCCCAGGACCUGCUGUCCCCCCAGGACCUGCUGUCCCCCAGAACCUGCUGUCCCCCCAGAACCUGCUGUCCCCCCAGGACCUGCUGUCCCCCCAGAACCUGCUCUCCCCCAGCCCCCUGUCCCGCUGUCCCCCCUGUCCCUGUGUCCCCCUGUCCCGUGUCCCCCUGUCCCCAGCCCCCUGUCCCGUGUCCCCAUGUGCCAGCCCCGGCUGUGGCUGCUGCUGGCGCUGCUGGCCGGGCAGUGGCCGCGCCGGGGCCGAGCUGGGCCGUGCCAGGACGGGCUGGAGCCGCGGCAGCUCUGGGGCGGCGGCACCAAGUGCUGCCCCCACUGCACCUGGAGGGCAGGAGAUGCCUCCCCCUGCCAGGCAGAGGACAACGACUGCAAAUGUCCCGAGGGCUUCGGCUGCUCCGACAAGCCCUGUCACUUCUGCCAGAGCCUGCCCCGCUGUGAGCCGGGCUGGGAGCCCCACAGGAUCGGAACGGAGAAUUUCCAGUUCGAGUGCAAGCCCUGCGAGAACGGCUCCUACUCCAGCAGCAGGAACAGCCAGUGCCACAACUGGACUGACUGUGAGAGCAGCGGGUACGUCACGCUCCGGGCAGGGAACAGCACCCACAACUCCGUGUGCAGCCUUCCCGUGGGACCUCUGGAGAGAGCUUGGAUUCCCCUGGAAUUCCCAUCCAGCACCAUCCUGGCCAUCCUGACGGCCGUGGCCGUGUUCGUGCUCAUCCUGCUCACGUUCCUGCUGCACUUCUGCAUCUGGAGCCUCCGCAGGGACAAGAAACUCCCAGCUGCAGAUUUGGGGCUGAGCUUCCCCCGGCCGCUGCCGCUGCAGGGGGAGGAGUCGCACAGCAUCCAGUUCCCGGAGGAGGAGCACGGCGACAAAACCGCCGAGGAGAAAAACUCCAGCCUGUCCCUCAAAGUCUACAGCGAGCUCAGAUAGUGGGAUCCUGCUCUGGGAGCACCGGGAAUUCGGGAUUCCCAAAAAAAAAAAAAAAAA
Messenger RNA from Oenanthe melanoleuca, 1950 nucleotides. It is a transcript of the gene TNFRSF18, whose product is annotated as TNF receptor superfamily member 18. Gene Ontology annotation, cellular component: external side of plasma membrane. Gene Ontology annotation, molecular function: protein binding. The transcript is spliced from 6 exons. NCBI's taxonomy places the organism in Eukaryota, Metazoa, Chordata, Aves, Passeriformes, Muscicapidae. The coding region runs from base 1147 to 1893 and encodes 248 amino acids. Gene Ontology annotation, biological process: positive regulation of cell adhesion. The record is from RefSeq and is a predicted model, not a curated record.